GGCCGGCACCUGGUCUCAGUCGAGCGGCGGCUGGCACGCGCCAUGGGGCCGGCCGGGGCCGGGGUCUGCUGCAGGGGCCGCUGCGGCGCUGCCCGGCUGCUGGCGUGGUGCUUCCUACUGGCUCUCAGCCCGCACGCCCCUGGCACGCGGGGGGCCGAAGCCGUGUGGACUGCGUACCUCAACGUGUCCUGGCGGGUUCCGCACACCGGAGUGAACCGUACGGUGUGGGAGUUGAGCGAGGAGGGCGUGUAUGGCCAGGACUCCCCUCUGGAGCCGGUGGCCGGGGUCCUCGUACCGCCCGACGGGCCGGGGGCACUCAACGCCUGUAACCCGCAGACCAAUUUCACCGUGCCCACGGUUUGGGGAAGCACCGUCCAAGUGUCUUGGUUGGCACUUAUCCAACGUGGCGGAGGCUGCACCUUCGCGGACAAGAUCCAUCUGGCUUAUGAGAGAGGGGCUUCUGGAGCCGUCAUCUUUAACUUCCCAGGGACCCGCAAUGAGGUCAUCCCCAUGUCUCACCCUGGUGCAGGAGACAUUGUUGCAAUCAUGAUUGGCAACUUAAAGGGAACAAAAAUUCUACAGUCUAUUCAAAAAGGCAUACAAGUAACAAUGGUCAUCGAAGUAGGGAAAAAACAUGGCCCUUGGGUGAAUCAUUAUUCAAUUUUCUUUGUUUCUGUGUCAUUUUUUAUUAUUACGGCAGCAACUGUGGGCUAUUUUAUCUUUUAUUCUGCUCGAAGAUUACGGAAUGCAAGAGCUCAAAGCAGGAAGCAGCGACAGUUAAAGGCAGAUGCUAAGAAAGCUAUUGGAAGGCUGCAACUGCGCACACUGAAGCAAGGAGACAAGGAAAUUGGCCCUGAUGGAGAUAGCUGUGCUGUGUGUAUUGAACUAUAUAAACCAAAUGAUUUGGUGCGCAUCUUGACCUGCAAUCAUAUUUUCCAUAAGACGUGUGUGGACCCGUGGCUUUUAGAACACAGGACUUGUCCCAUGUGCAAGUGUGACAUUCUCAAAGCUUUGGGCAUUGAGGUGGAUGUUGAAGAUGGAUCGGUAUCUUUACAAGUCCCUGUUUCUAAUGAUGCAUCUAAUAGUGCCUCUCCCCGUGAAGAGGAUAAUCGCAGCGAGACUGCAUCUUCUGGAUAUGCUUCAGUACAAGGAGCAGAUGAGCCCCCUCUGGAGGAACAUGUGCAAUCAGCAAAUGAAAAUCUCCAGCUGGUAAACCAUGAAGCAAAUUCUGUGGCAGUGGAUGUUGUUCCUCAUGUUGACAAUCCAACCUUUGAGGAAGAUGAAACUCCUGAUCAAGAGACUGCUGUUCGAGAAAUUAAAUCAUAAAAAAGUCAAUGUCAAUAGAAAACUUGAAACUUUAGUAAUAACAGGACUGCCAAUCAGGGCCUAGUUUACUGUUUAAGAAAUGGGUAAAUGUAAUUAAAUAAGAAUGAUACUGAGAGUGCUGACAUUACUAAUAUUAUACUAUAGUUAAAUGACUUAAAUAUUUACCCUAGUAACUUUUUCCACAAACUCAUUAUAACAUUUUUCAUAGGCAAGUUUCCUCUAUGUAGUGAGAGCAACAUUUUUAAAUAUUCAAAACUGUCUACAAUAGUCAGAUUUUUCAUGUAUAACAACUUUCUUAUAAAAAUAUGUUGCUUUUAAAAUGUGGACUAGCUGUAAUCACUUUCUUUUAUGAUAGUAUCUUAAUUAAAAAAACACUACUACUUUAGCUUGGGCUAUGUGUGUCAGGGUUUUUCUCCAGGUGCUUAUAUUGAUCUGGAAUUGUAAAAAGCAAUGCAAACUUAGGCUGUAACUUAAUGAAUUGUGUAUUUAAACUACAUUAAGUUUAUAGAACAAGAUUAAAGCAAAACACUUCAUUUUAAUUUUUUCUUUUUAAAAUUAAGCCGUAUGUAUUUCAUGUGAGUGUUGAGCAUAGUUUAUCAGAAAAUGUGGACGAAUUGGUUGAUUGGUAUAUUAGUGACACCAAUUUGACACAAGAUUAUAGACAAAAAAGUUUCUUACAAAACAUUGUAUAACUAUUUCUCAAACUUUUAAUAUUUACAAAAGCACAGAAUUAAAAAGUACCAUGUUAUUUGAAAAUACUCAUGACAGAACAAAUCACACAAAAUUGUUAAUCUUUGUGCAGAAUUACACAAAAUCAAAUGUUCUUCUGUAAGAUCUUUUCUGAACAAUGUUCACUUUGAAAAUUGAGUUUACAUUUGGCCUAAAUGGUCUCUAAUUACAUUAAACUAAAAUUCUGUCCAUAUACCUAUAAUUUUGUGAAUGCAUUUUGUUGGUGUUUGAAAAAGAAUCAAUGGAAGGGAGGAAUUCCAGGUGCCUUAAUAUAAAAUUUGAAGCUUCAUCCACCAAAGUUAAAUAGAACUACUUUUAAAAUGCACUUUAUUUUUAUUCUGCGCAGCUUGUCUUUUAGUUUUGAUUCCUGUGCAAAUUCCAACAGAAUUUCGACACAAAUAGAAUGGACAUGUAUUUUUGUUUGCUGAAUAAAAAAAUGGAUGAAACCAUUGCAUUCUUGUACACUGAUUUAAAAUUGCUGUAAAUAUAUCCUGAUUUGUAUCGAUUCUCUUUAAAUAUAAAGUGUAAAUAAAAUAUUCCAAUAAAAGUUU
Nannospalax galili (Upper Galilee mountains blind mole rat) is the source of this 2606-nucleotide messenger RNA. RefSeq names its product ring finger protein 128 (gene Rnf128). NCBI's taxonomy places the organism in Eukaryota, Metazoa, Chordata, Mammalia, Rodentia, Spalacidae. The record is from RefSeq and is a predicted model, not a curated record. The coding region runs from base 43 to 1326 and encodes 427 amino acids. The transcript is spliced from 7 exons.